AUGCGGACAUCCAAGAUUUCGCAGGAAACCACCCGAAUAUUCAAUGCUCUGUCCCCGAACAGUCGCUCCGGACGAACAACGCGGAGUUCGAAACGACUGGCUUCGUUUGCGAUGGGAUACGAUCCAACUCUUGAGACAAAAGAAGAAGAUGAGAGAGCAGAGGACGGGGCGGGUGGAGACGCCGCUUCGACUCCAGAUAUUGAGGACGCCCUCAGCACGUCGUCUCGCUCGAGCAGAAAGAGAAAGUUCGGCUCUGAUUCGCCGUUCAUUUCGACGGUGGUUACGACCACAACCGAAUGGACCUCACCUCGCAGGAUCAAGGAGGAGGGUGACGAGGAAAACCUAGACUCGUUGCCUAGUGGGCGAGCAAAAGCAAAACCCAAGAUGCCCGCACGGAGGACAACGUCGCUGUCAGGGACAGUACGAAUACAUCCUCCAUCCAACUGGGCCGAGAUAUAUGAUACAAUCAAGGCUAUGCGACAAAGGAACCCAACUGCUCCGGUCGACACGAUGGGCUGUGAAGAAUUAUUUUGGCCUGCCGCUCCGCCACGAGAGAAACGGUACCACGUCUUAACAAGCCUCAUGCUAUCUUCCCAAACAAAAGAUACGGUGACAGCGGCCGCUAUGCAGCGCCUACACACAGAAUUGGUUCCUCAAUCGCCCACUCCAGACAACGAAAUACAACAGUCGACCCUGACAGUCGACAACAUGGUGGCCUGUGACUCUAAGCAUCUCGACAGCCUAAUCGGUAAAGUUGGCUUCCAUAACAACAAAACAAAGUACAUCAAGCAAGUCGCCACGAUCUUGAAGCAGGAAUACAACUCCGACAUCCCCAAUACUAUAGAGGGCCUUGUCCGCCUACCAGGAGUGGGUCCGAAGAUGGCGUACCUCUGCAUGUCUGCCGCAUGGGGUGUGGAUGAAGGAAUCGGCGUAGAUGUUCACGUCCAUCGCAUCACAAACCUUUGGGGUUGGCAUAAAACAAAAACACCGGAGGAGACGAGGGCCUGGCUGGAGGGGUGGUUGCCUCGCGAUAAAUGGCACGAGAUCAACAAGAUGCUUGUGGGUUUAGGGCAGACGGUGUGUCUGCCUAUCGGGAGGAGGUGUGGCGAGUGCGACCUGGCCGGUACGGGGUUGUGCAAGGCGGAGAUACGGGGUUGGAAAGCCACGGAGAGAAGAGUGAAGAAGGAGAAAGUGGGGGUGGAUGUUGAGGAUGGCAUUGAGGUCCUUAAAAGGGAGACAGAGGACAGUCAGAGGGUGGAAAUCAAAGCAAUGGUCGAGGAAUCAUUAUGA
Messenger RNA from Cladophialophora psammophila CBS 110553, 1290 nucleotides. RefSeq names its product endonuclease III. The coding region runs from base 1 to 1290 and encodes 429 amino acids. Lineage: Eukaryota; Fungi; Ascomycota; Eurotiomycetes; Chaetothyriales; Herpotrichiellaceae. The transcript has a single exon. The record is from RefSeq and is a predicted model, not a curated record. Gene Ontology annotation, biological process: base-excision repair; nucleotide-excision repair; base-excision repair, AP site formation. Gene Ontology annotation, cellular component: nucleus. Gene Ontology annotation, molecular function: oxidized pyrimidine nucleobase lesion DNA N-glycosylase activity; DNA binding; DNA-(apurinic or apyrimidinic site) endonuclease activity.